AUGGCCACCCCGCGCCGCGCCCGCGUUCCCCCCGGCCCCGGAGUCUCAGAGCCUCCCGGGGCUCCCAGGGCUCGGCAGCGGCGCCUCCGCACGGUGCCCGGGGGCGCGCGACGCUGCGCCCGCGGCCGAAGCCUCUGGAAGCCGGGCGCCCGCGCGCCGGCCCGGGAGGGACUUACCGCGCGCGGCGGAGGGGAGCGCGGCGCGCCCUCCGAUUCCUGCGGGGCUGUCUGCGGGCCGCGGCGGGUGGGCGCGGCGCCCCCGGGAGGCUCGGGAGGCUGCCGGCAGGGCUGGCGGCGGCCCCGCGAGGCUCGGCUGGGCUGCGCUAGCGCCGUCUGCGGCCCCGGGCGGGCGCGCGGUGCGGGGGAGCGAUGGAGGGGCGCUACUUUUUCUGGGAACUGGGCGCUGCUGCCUUGCUCCGAGGGCGUGGCGCCCCAGCCCCGCGAGCCGCGCGCCAAACCCGACCCGUUCCCGGCUCACGACCGAGGCCGGUCUGAGCUCUUUAGAUUCCGGUGGCACCCGACCUCCUCCGGGCCUCGCCUCCGCUCUGGACACUUGGUUUACGCGUGCAGAGAAGGGUCUGAGAGUCCCGAGGAGGACCAUUCCGAGUGCCAGAAACUGGACUCGCUUCUCCGGCUCCGGGGAUGA
Messenger RNA from Rangifer tarandus platyrhynchus (Svalbard reindeer), 645 nucleotides. Lineage: Eukaryota; Metazoa; Chordata; Mammalia; Artiodactyla; Cervidae. The record is from the annotation of a GenBank genome assembly.